Molecule: messenger RNA, 1221 nt
Organism: Helianthus annuus (common sunflower)
Lineage: Eukaryota; Viridiplantae; Streptophyta; Magnoliopsida; Asterales; Asteraceae
Product: F-box protein At5g62510
Exons: 1
Coding region: 1-1221 (406 amino acids)
Molecular function (GO): protein binding
Source: RefSeq, a predicted model, not a curated record
AUGGCUGAAUUACCUACGGAAAACAUUUACGAUAUCCUCUCAAGAUUGCCAGUGAAAUCUUUGGCUUGUUUCCGGUGUGUAAGCAAGCAAUGGUGCAACUACAUCAACGAUCCUUACUUUGAAACCAUGUAUGCCAAACGAGCGGCACUGAACGGUCACUUGCCCAUUAUGUUCUGUCAAUUUCCAUCUGUUGCUUAUCCCAGCUCACCAUGCACACUCAGUUUCUUGGAACAUAAAAAUGAAGCUGAUAGUUUUACCCUAGAAGUAAAAAAGAAGCCACCAGUUAUGGAGUUUAUGUGUAAGAGUUGGAUACACAGUUAUUCUAGUAACAUAGUUCUAGGUUCUUGCAAUGGUCUGCUCUAUUCAUCAAAAGAUUCCCAUGAUGGAAACAAGUUGGUUGUGAUCCAUCCUCUAAGGAAAGAAAGUUAUGAGUUGCCACCCAUCAAGACACCAUUCCACGCACCACAACAGGCAUGGGGGAUUGAUCUUCAAGAGUCGAACAGGCUUUGUGUUGAGGAGUCAAGCGGGCUUGGUUUUGAUGAUUCUACCAACACUUUCAAGAUGGUGUGUGUUGUGCUAAGAGAACAUGAUGGGAUACUAAACAACCUUCUUGAACUCAAGGAGGAUCUAUGGACCAUGGUGCAUGUCUUGGGCACAGGCUCGUGGCGAAAGAUACCACAAGUCCCAUCUUAUCCCAUAACUGGUGAAGGAAUAUUUGCGAAUGGAUGUUUGCAUUGGUUAAUAAGUGAUAAAUAUGAUGAUUAUCGCGCGGCCUACUUAGGACGACCAGUAAUAAAGUUUGACAUAGCGAAGGAGGAAUUCGGAGUAAUCAAACCUCCUCAUGGACUACCAGUUUAUUCGGUUAAGGAGCAGUUGGUUGAUUUACAUGGUGAAGUUGGAUAUGUGUAUCAUAUCGUCAACCAUGGUGUGGAGGUGUGGGUGUUGAAGGAGAGAGGAUGGGUGAUGCAUUGUGAGUUCGAUCAAAAAUGGCCUCUUCCUCAUCCUGGUGGUUUCAUAAAGGUUUUAGGGUUUUGGAACGAUGACGGGGACAUACUAAUGACAGAUAAUUGGUAUUGGAAGAAACAAAUAUAUGUUUACAACUUAAAAAGUGACAGUUUGCAUGAACUUGGUUUAGUUGGCUGGGAAGGAGGACUUACAUUAACAGAUUUAAGAAUAUAUCGUAGUAGCUUGUUUUCAACCGGUUAUUCCAUCAAAUACUAA